This is a messenger RNA of Passer montanus (Eurasian tree sparrow), 1804 nucleotides long. RefSeq names its product transmembrane protein 25 (gene TMEM25). The transcript has 5 exons. Bases 28 to 1374 code for a protein of 448 amino acids. The record is from RefSeq and is a predicted model, not a curated record. Gene Ontology annotation, biological process: negative regulation of excitatory postsynaptic potential. Lineage: Eukaryota; Metazoa; Chordata; Aves; Passeriformes; Passeridae.
CUGAGGUGUGAUUCCCAGCCCGCUGAGAUGGGUGCCGCGGUGGGUGCAAGGCCGGGCUCUCCUCCUUGCGGAGGGGAGAUGGGAGGCGCGGGGAUGCGCAUCCCCCGUCCCGGCCGGGCAGCUCGGGCCGCUCGCAAGCGGCGGGACCGACCCGCGGCUGCGCGCAGCGACCGCGCCCGGGGACGGCGGCGGGGCCCGGCCCGAGGCGGGGAUGAGCGCUCGCAGCCGGGCUGGGGCCCGCCCCUGCGCCGCAUGCACUGCCCUGCGUGCCGGGCCGGGCGCAGAGCCGCACUGCAGACCGGGCUGGACACGGCAGCAGCGAUGCUGCAGGAGGGGGAGAGUCGUAUCUUCACCUGCUGGGCUCCCCGGCCAGCCCCCGGUGCCACACUGGCCUGGUACCUCAACGGUGAGAGACAGGAAAUCAACCUCUCGACUGCAGACACUGCCAGCGUCCUCACCCUCACCGGCCAGCGCUCCGACCACCAGCUCAACUGCUCCCUGACCCUCCCGACCUCCAGUGAGACCUACAACACCUCCAUCCUUCUCAAUGUGCAGUAUAAUCCAGAGGCCCUGCGGGAAGGUGCUCACCACCAGCAGGCUGAGGGCGCUGGCCUUCUCCUGGUGCUCUUUGUGCUGGUGCAAGCCAACCCACCUGCCAGCACCACCUGGGUGGACCAGGAUGGGCAUGUGAUGGCCAACACCUCCAAGUUUCUCCUCCUGGGUACCACAAGCUACCCAGGGCUGGCCAACCACUCACUCCACAUCCAUCUCAGCUGCACAGCUGGAAACCUCUCCAUCAGUGCAGCCAACAGUGUGGCCAUCACCACUGCCUCCCUCCUGCCCACAGGUCUGCUGGAUGCCCGUGUGGAGCUGCCUGUCCUGGGUGUUGCCGUUGGAGCAGCCCUGGCUCUAUCUGCCCUGCUCAGCCUGGGCUCCUGUGCUGCCUGCCUGGCAUGCCGCUUGCCCAAGCUUGCGCGAGGUCCAGGGCAAGCAGGAGGGAACAGCCUGCCCAGCCAGUGCUCCCACUGCAGCAGCUCUGAGCCCCCGCAGCCCCAGGGCACACGUCUGCCCCGCCAGACCCAGUCCCUGCCACCCAACCUGCGCCUCAGUGACCUUGCACAGGAAGAUGGAGCUUCCCCCAAGGACGCAGGAGCCAGUGCUAGGGGAGAAGAACGUGCCCUGCUGGGGCUGGAAAACUCCCUGGUCCUCAGCAGGCUUGGUAAGGGGAGCAGGUGGGCAAGCAGCCCUGAAAGAUGUGUUGUGGGACAUGGAGCUCCGUGGCUGCCCCAACAGGCAAUGAGUUCUUUGUCCUGCAGGUUUUGUCCAGCUCCCAAUGUCUGGGCGCAUCUACAAAGUGCCCAGCACGAGCAGUGAUGAGAUCUGGCUGUGAGCUGCAGCGUGGUGCCCGUGGGCCAGGGCUGCCUGCACCAGGCACGUGCCAGCCCUGGGGCUGGGCAGCUGAGGGUGCCAGGAAGGCUGUGAUGGGAAGCAGCAGCUGACCAGCCCCAGCUCUGUGCUGUGCAGGGCUUGGGAGCUGCACUGUCAGCCAAGGCAUGGUUUUAUGUAGCCCUGAACUUUACCGAUAUUUUGUUAUAAUCAAAAUGCAUCAAAACUGUUCCUAGCCAGGCUCCAGCACUGUGAUUCCUCUUGGGGCAAAGCCAAGCACCAGCUUUGCUUUAGCAGUCUGUGACUCGCUGCAUGAUCCUCUUUGCCCCUGUCCCUGCUGCUGUGGCAGACAGGUGGGAUGUCAGUGGAGCAGGGGCUGAGGAGAGCCCUCCCAACAGCAAUAAACUGAAUUCAAUCA